This is a messenger RNA of Bipolaris zeicola 26-R-13, 1836 nucleotides long. RefSeq lists its product as uncharacterized. Gene Ontology annotation, molecular function: DNA binding. Gene Ontology annotation, cellular component: nucleus. The record is from RefSeq and is a predicted model, not a curated record. The transcript is spliced from 5 exons. Bases 1 to 1836 code for a protein of 611 amino acids. NCBI's taxonomy places the organism in Eukaryota, Fungi, Ascomycota, Dothideomycetes, Pleosporales, Pleosporaceae. Gene Ontology annotation, biological process: DNA repair; DNA recombination; DNA replication.
AUGGCAGAGGGAGCAAUCACCCAAGGCGCUAUCCAGAGCAUCUUUCAGCCGAGCGGUUGCUUCGUGGAGCACCCAGUACUGCAAUGCGUGCAGAUCAAGACCAUGGAGCCCAAGGCGGGCGAGGCAAAUCCCGUACAGCGCUUUCGGGUUGUGUUGAGUGAUAUUCGGAACUUUAUUCAGACCAUGAUCGCCACCACUGCCAACGAGAUUGUCACUUCUGGUCAGCUCAAGAAGGGAUCGAUUGUACGACUUCUCAAGUACAAUCCUCAACGUGUCAAGGAUAAGAACAUCCUAAUCAUCAUGGAACUAGAAGUUCUUUCGCAGUACGGCGAACUUGACAAGAUUGGGCAGCCUGAGGCUCUAGAUACCAAGCCUGCCGAUGCGCAGCCUGCCGCUAUCCCCGGCAAUAAUUUCUACGGAUCGAAGCCUGCGCCUGCCCCGCAACCUCAGCGCUCGCUGCCUACUCAUCAGAGUAACCCUGGGACUUCUUCACACCCUCAUCUUUAUCCUAUCGAAUCUCUUUCGCCCUACGCCCACAAGUGGACCAUUCGAGCACGAUGCACCCACAAGAGCGACAUGAAGGAAUGGCACAACCAGAAGGGAACGGGCAAACUUUUCAGCGUAAAUUUGCUGGAUGACACUGGCGAAAUUCGAGCGACAGCUUUCACCGAAGUCGCUGAUAAACUGUUCCCAGUAUUUGAAGAGGGUGUUGUGUACUACAUCUCUGCACCCUGCAGAGUAACGCUUGCGAAGAAAAACUUCUCAAACUUGCCCAACGACUAUGAGCUGCAGUUUGAGCGUGACACUGAGGUCGAAAAGGCAGAGGAUCAGGACAACAAGCCACAGAUUCGAUUCAACUUCACCAAGAUUGGCGAUCUUACCUCGGUUGAAAAGGACACAACCAUCGACACGAUUGGUGUAUUGAAGGAAGUUGCUGAGGUUACUACAAUAACUUCAAAGAAUACCAACAAAGACUUCAGCAAGCGAGAACUGACACUAGCCGAUGACAGUCAAACAUCUGUGCGACUCACCAUCUGGGGCAAGACUGCAGAGAGCUUCGAUGUACCGCUGGAGUCGAUUGUUGCUUUCAAGGGAGUAAAAGUCUCCGACUUUGGCGGCCGAAGUCUGAGUCUGUUGAGCUCCGGUUCAAUGAUGGUCGAUCCAGACAUUGAUGAGGCUCACAAGUUACGAGGAUGGUUCAAUGCUGUUGGACAGAGUGCUACCUUCUCUACGCAUCAGAACAUGGUGUCUACUACUGGCGGUUCCAAGAACGACGCAAAGCCAAUUUCGGCUAUCAUCGAGGAAGAGGCCUAUCUCCAAGAUACCCCCUCAUACAUGAGCCUUCGUGCAUCGGUCCUUUACGUCAAAGAUUCGACUUUCGCAUAUCCUGCGUGUUCGACACAAGGCUGUAACAAGAAAGUCAUUGAAGAAAACCCUGGGUCUUGGUGGUGUGAGAAGUGCCAGGCUGCUUUCCCUGAGCCCAAUUACCGCUAUGUGCUCAGCGCCAACGUUGGGGACCACACCGGCACGUUAUGGCUCAGUUGCUUUGACGAAGCGGGUCAAACAAUCGUUGGCGUGUCAGCAAACGAAGCCAUGAAGAUGAAGAUGGAUGACGAAGAAAAUGGUUCGAGAAACUUUACGAAUCUCAUGCAGGAAGCGACCUGUAAGACCUUCAACUUCCGAGUACGUGCGAAGAUGGAGACGUACCAGGACCAACCCAAGCCACGAUAUCAAGUCAUGAACAUAUACCCACUCAACUUCGCCCAGGAGGCCAAUAAGCUCGCCCAGCUUAUCAAGCAAUACAACAUGAACGAGGAUAGUUUGUUUGUCAGCUAA